CGCCCACUCGAGAAGAUGCUGGGGUGACCAUGAGGCGCGUUACAGCGCAUUACCUUAUAUAGCAGGGCAGCCUCAAGGGGCAGCCCACCGUCGCCGCGCCCCAGCCAGUGCUCACCCAUCGUACUACGUACUCGCACGCGUUGCCCCUCCUUCCCGUCCCUCACGACCACCACCACUCACCCCCAUCCUCAUCCUUCCAACGACGACCGACCGACCGAACCGACCUCGACGCCGUCCACGCCGCACGCCGAACAGUCGAGUUUGUCCCUGCCGAGGACCGCCGGGCAACCAUCCUCCACCUGGUACCACCCACAACCAACCACACCAGACGCCUGGCUCUGUUUCGCCGGCCUUCUGCCCCCGUUCCGCGAGGACAGACAAACCUGCAGAGCAAACGCACGCACACUACUAGGCCAUCCGUCCUGACCGGCCCUCAUCAUGACCGCUGACGAGGAGCACGAGGGCGCCUCCAUCAAGGAGCAGCUCAUCGCCGCCUGCCGCGGUAACAACACCGACCUCCUCACCGAGCUGCUCGACGGCAAGCCCGACGACGAAAUCACCUCGCUCCUCAACAGCACCACCACCGUCAUGGGCAACUACCUCUACCACGAGGCCGCCUCGCGCGGCAACUACGAAAUCAUCGACCUCCUCCUCGACCAGCCCGCUUUCGAGUGCGACCCCGUCAACCGCCUCGAGGGCGACACCCCCCUCCACUCCGCCAUCCGCUGGCUCAACGCCGAGCCCCCCGCCCAGCGGCCCUUUGGCCUCGCCCUCGUCUCCAUGAUGCUCGAGGCCGGCUCCAGCCCCCGCGCCCGCAACCGCGCCCGCCUCACCCCCGCGCAGCUCGUCGACCCCGCCAACGUCCAGCUCAAGGAACUCAUCCACCAGCACGAGUACGCCAGCCAAAACGCUGGCGACUUCGCUCACGUCGUCGAGAGCAACGGCGGCGGCAGCGCCGCCACCAAUAACAACAACAAGAACUCCGCCGUGCUGCUCGACGCCCAUGAUGCGCGCGGCAGCGAUGAUGACGAUGACGCGGAAUUCAGCGGGAGCGACGACGAGGAGCGCGCCGAGUGGGAACGCAGGAGAAGGGAGCGCAAGGGGGCCAGGUGAUUUGGGGCGAGACGUGCAUGCCGCUGCCACCGCACCUCUACGUAGCGUCGCGAGCGGCAGGGGCGGCGAGCGGGACGGCGUUGAGCGUGCCAUUUACCGCGACAGACAUUGUGUUGGAGCAAGUACGACAUGAGCGCUAGACAUUUGCACGCCAAAGUGUAUGACAGCACCGGGCAAGUACCUAGUAACUUAGGUACCUUAGUUAUUCCCGAACCCCAUGGUGCGAUUUGGUACAAAAAUAGAAAUGGGUAUAUGACUCUAGGUACUAGGUAUGCUGUUACUAAAGGUAUCGUUUGCAGGCUAGACCUCAGGCCCGGCCAACCAUCA
Molecule: messenger RNA, 1440 nt
Organism: Purpureocillium takamizusanense
Lineage: Eukaryota; Fungi; Ascomycota; Sordariomycetes; Hypocreales; Ophiocordycipitaceae
Exons: 3
Coding region: 439-1113 (224 amino acids)
Molecular function (GO): protein binding
Source: RefSeq, a predicted model, not a curated record